GUUUUGACUUUUUCUUGAUGUCCAGCUCUCAGGCCUCAGAAAAAAGAAAAAGAAAAAACCACUCUAUUAGCUUUGAGUUGCAAGUCUCCCCCUCUCUCUCCAACAAAUCGCAAAACAGAGUCUCUCUGUCUCUGCUCAGCAGCAGCUACAACAAUGGCUCGCGGAAAUCAAAGAGAGAAAGAUCGUGAGAGAGCUCAAGCUCGUAACGGCAACAAAGGCAAAAAUAAAGACGAUGGUUUGACUCCUGAACAGCGUCGUGAAAGAGACGCGAAGGCGCUGCAAGAAAAGACGGCCAAGAAGGCAGCACAGGCAGCGGGAGGGGAAUCCUCGGGCGGAGGUAAAGGGAAUACUAAGAAAUAAAGAGAAGUUUGUUAUGUUUAAUCAAGCCAGUCCUUUUGUGUUAAUUACUCAUGCUUAAUGAUUUGAAGUUAAUUUGAUAUUUUUUUAUGAAUUAUUAUGUUUUGUUUAAGAAUAUCUGUUGAUUUGAGUUUUUAUUUAAUUUGAGUUUUUUCUCAUUUA
Molecule: messenger RNA, 519 nt
Organism: Populus nigra (black poplar)
Lineage: Eukaryota; Viridiplantae; Streptophyta; Magnoliopsida; Malpighiales; Salicaceae
Exons: 3
Coding region: 154-360 (68 amino acids)
Source: RefSeq, a predicted model, not a curated record